Molecule: messenger RNA, 1128 nt
Organism: Panicum hallii
Lineage: Eukaryota; Viridiplantae; Streptophyta; Magnoliopsida; Poales; Poaceae
Product: mitochondrial import inner membrane translocase subunit TIM23-2-like
Exons: 1
Coding region: 36-782 (248 amino acids)
Biological process (GO): protein import into mitochondrial matrix
Cellular component (GO): TIM23 mitochondrial import inner membrane translocase complex; mitochondrial inner membrane
Molecular function (GO): transmembrane protein transporter activity
Source: RefSeq, a predicted model, not a curated record
CUCAGCAGAAAAAUCCCUCACCCCGAAAGUUCCUGAUGCUGCCAAUAAAAUACCGCUCCCUAGAGGGACCUCUUCGCAAAAGGCGGCUGCCUCCUAAAGCGAGCUCCCUUGCCGUCCCUUCCUUCCUUCCCCUGGUUUCCCGGCCGCCGCCGACCACGCUCCAAACCCUAGACGCCCCCCACCCUCCCGCCGCCAUGGCCGACCCGCGGAUGUUCCCGUCAGGAUCCGACGACCGCGCCGAAUCCUCCGACGCCGGCCGCCGGCUGUACAACCCGUACCAGGACCUCAACAUGCCCUACAGCUACCGGACCCUCUACGACCUCCCCACCUCGCCGGAGUUCCUCUUCCAGGAGGAGGCCCUGGCGCAGCGCCGCUCGUGGGGCGAGAACCUCACCUUCUACACGGGCGUCGGGUACCUCUCCGGCGCCGUCGGCGGCGCCGCCCUGGGCCUCCGCGACGCCGCCAGGGGUGCCGAGCCCGGGGAGACCGCCAAGAUCCGCGCCAACCGCGUGCUCAACUCCUGCGGCAGCUCCGGCCGCCGCGUCGGCAACACGCUGGGCGUCAUCGGCCUCAUGUACGCCGGGAUCGAGAGCGCCAUGGUCGCGGCCCGCGACCGCGACGACUGGAUCAACAGCGUCGCUGCCGGGCUCGGCACCGGCGCGCUCUUCCGCGCCGCCAACGGCCCGCGGUCCGCCGUUGUCGCGGGCGCCCUCGGUGGGGUCCUCGCCGCGGCCGCCACGGGGGGCAAGCAGCUCGCCAAGCGAUACGUGCCUGUCAUAUGAUCGUGUCUGUCUGUGUGGUAGCUAUGAAACAAUCUGUCGGGAAAAAAAAAUCGAAGUGGUCUUUUUUUUUUUGUUCGUGUUAUGUUCUUCAGGCUAGCAACUCCAUCUAGGAAGGGUUUUACCUUCUUUGAAUGAUAAUCCAUGCUGUGCUAGUCACUUGAGAGCAUAGAGUCGGGAUGGAAAAUUUUGAGCUGCAUUGCAAUGUAACACCAUGCUCAAUGAAAGAACAUGCAUUGUACUGGCGUUGCUGAGCAAUAAGAGCUGAUCCUUUAGUUGAGUCUCGUGUUAGCCUGGGAAAUUUUGCCGUUGUGCUUUUCGUUAAGAAAGAGCUGUAGUGUGCCAAAUA